UAUCUUAUUCUUCUUCUCUCGUAUAAAUUGGGAGCCUAGGGUUUUUUGCUCUACAGUAUCGGUAGAUUUCUUUCCCUUUCAACGGUUCUUCAUAUUAGGGUUUUUGAGAUCAAUUUCAGGGCGUUUUUGGAUUAGCAAUAUAUUGUUUUCAAUUUCGAGACGAUGCCUCCGCGAGUGGUCAAGAGAGGAGCAGCGGCUGGAGGGCUGAAGAGGGCGGGGAGAGGUGGAAGAGUGACGGGAAAGCAGCAGAAUUCACUGCAGGAGGAGGCGGUGAAGGUGGAGGAGGUCCAGAUCGAGGAGAAGACGGUUGUUGAGGAGAAGCCGGUGAUCCAAGAGAAGCCUGUUGUCGUCGAAGAAAAACUUGUGGUUUUGGCUAAUAAGCUCUUGGAUUCUGGACCGGGAGCUGGAGCUGGAUCAAGAUCGGAUACGCAGAGUGCCGUUGCGGUGAAAAAGGAAGAAGAGAUGAAGGAAUCUGGAGAUGAAUUUGAAAAAGAUGAGCGCUUAGAGCUCGAUGAUAAUGAACCUGAGGAAUAUGGUGGCGACUACGAUGAUAGGGAAAUAGAGCAAGAGGAUGUUCAGGACGAGGGGGAUGAGCCUGUGGAAGAGCUCGAGGAGGAGGAGAAUAUAGGCGAAGAGGAAGAUGGCGAUAUGGUAGAGGAGGAAAUCAUCGAAGAGGUUGCUGAAGAAAUUGAGGGUGAAGUGGAACCAGAGCAUUCUAGUGAGGAACCAGAGCAUGCAGAGGUUUAUGUGGAGGAAGAGGAUCACCAUGAUGUUAUUAAGGAGAGACGCAAACGCAAGGAGUUUGAAGUAUUUGUUGGGGGCUUGGACAAGGAUGCUACCGAGGAUGAUAUUAGGGAAGUUUUUAGUCAAGUUGGUCAAGUUACUGAAGUCAGGCUGAUGAUGAGUCCUCUGACCAAAAAGAACAAAGGUUUUGCGUUCUUGCGUUUUGCUUCCGUUGAACAGGCAAAGCGAGCGGUUACAGAGUUGAAACACCCAGUGAUCAAUGGUAAACAAUGUGGUGUCACUCCCAGUCAAGACAGUGACACUCUUUUUCUGGGUAAUAUAUGCAAGACAUGGACAAAAGAAGCUCUGAAAGAGAAACUCAAACAUUAUGGAGUUAACAAUGUUGAUGAUAUCACUUUGGUAGAAGAUAGUAACAAUGAAGGAAUAAAUCGGGGAUUUGCAUUUUUGGAAUUUUCGUCUCGUUCAGAUGCCAUGGAUGCUUUUAAGCGCCUUCAGAAGAGAGAUGUUUUAUUCGGUGUCGAUAGACCCGCAAAGGUUUCUUUUGCCGAUUCGUUCAUUGACCCUGGUGAUGAGAUCAUGGCACAGGUCAAGACUGUGUUUAUUGACGGAUUGCCUGCUUCUUGGGAUGAGGAUCGUGUGCGUAAGCUUUUAAAGAAAUAUGGGGAGGUCGAAAAGGUUGAGCUUGCACGGAAUAUGCCAUCUGCUAAGAGAAAGGAUUUUGGUUUUGUUACAUUUGACUCUCAUGAUGCUGCUGUGACAUGUGCAAAAAGCAUAAACAACGCAGAGUUAGGUGAAGGAGACAGCAAGGCUAAAGUUAGGGCCAGGUUGUCGAGGCCACUUCAGAGAGGCAGGGGAAAACAUGUGAGUCGUGGAGAUUUUCGUUCUUUGCAUGGGGCUGGUAGAGCUGUGAGGGGUCCAUAUGGUCGCCCUGAGCUACAUAGCUUACCAGGGCGUGGAGUGAGAGGAAUUGGAAGCCGCCUUUCCCCUGUAAGCGUGAAGAGGCCCAUUGUAAUAAGAGACAGACGCCCUCCUGUUAUGUCAAUGGCAGCAAGAGGCAGGCCGUUGCCUCCUCCUAGAUCCUAUGAGAGAAGAGCACCUGCUCCAUCAUACCCAAAAAGUAGCUUUAAGCGGGACUAUGGUCGGCGUGAUGAGCUUCCACCUCCUAGGAGAGUUGCAAUAGAUUAUGGUUCCAGGGCAGCUGUGGAGAGGCGCCCGUCUUCAUAUAGGGAUGAGUACUCACACAGCUCUGGCUAUUCUGAUAUACCUGGAAGUACUUCCCGAACUGUGGCAAGGAGAGCUUAUUUAGAUGAUGGCUAUAGUCCGAGGUUUGAAAGGCCUCCUCCAAGUUAUCGUGGCGGUCGUGCCCGUGAUUAUGACUCCAUAUCUGGGUCAAAACGGCCAUAUUCUGCAAUGGAUGAUGUUCCUCACUGUUAUUCUGAUUCUACUGUCCGCCAUUCAAGGGCUCGGGUGGAAUACGAACUUGGUGGCAGUGCAUCCCAAUAUGGGGAUGCUUAUGGUGAUAGCAGACUUGGGAGAUCUAAUAUGGGAUAUGGUAGCAGCCGAGGUUCUAUGUCAAGUCAGGGUUCACAUGGGGUAUAUAGCAGUCGUCAGGGAAUGGGUUAUGGAGGAGGUUCUUAUGGUGGGGGUGGUGGUGGUGAUUCUGAAAUGUACUCUUCAAGCUAUGGUGGUGAUUACAUGUCUCGUGGACGUGAUGUUGGUGGUAGUUCUUACUCAUCACUAUACUCUGGUCGUGGUGUGGGUGGCAGCAGUUAUAUGGGCAGUGGUGGUUCCAGUUCAUACUAUUGAAAUUGGACAUGACAAGAGGCUGCUGUAGGAUUUGCUCUAUCUGAUGGUCCUGCAUUUUGAUGCCUGUAUCUGGGGAGAUUGGUUGUUGCCAAGCAUAAUAUAUCUGUAUAUCUGAUCUGAAGGAGAAGGUUAAGUGUAAUGUUGUUACCGAAAAGGAAGUGCCUGAGUUGGUUCAAGCCAUAAAGAGAUCUAGAGACUGGUUAUCUAACUGAGACAUAUUUGUUAGGAAUGAAAAAGAGAAUCGUUGAGUGUAUAUUAUGUAUGAAUUUCAUCUCUUUUCCUUAAGGAACUCCAACUGGUGGAUAUGGGUUAUUCUGCAUCAGCCAUUUAAAUGGACACAUUAUUAAUUAAUGGAAUUGAUAUGUUCCUCUAUAUAUGCCUCGAGGAAUAUUUAGAUUGUUGGC
Molecule: messenger RNA, 2954 nt
Organism: Tripterygium wilfordii
Lineage: Eukaryota; Viridiplantae; Streptophyta; Magnoliopsida; Celastrales; Celastraceae
Product: heterogeneous nuclear ribonucleoprotein Q
Exons: 12
Coding region: 163-2550 (795 amino acids)
Cellular component (GO): nucleus
Molecular function (GO): mRNA binding
Source: RefSeq, a predicted model, not a curated record